Molecule: messenger RNA, 840 nt
Organism: Botrytis sinoallii
Lineage: Eukaryota; Fungi; Ascomycota; Leotiomycetes; Helotiales; Sclerotiniaceae
Exons: 3
Coding region: 1-840 (279 amino acids)
Biological process (GO): transport
Molecular function (GO): transporter activity
Source: RefSeq, a predicted model, not a curated record
AUGCCCCGAGAACAGAAACAAAUCAUCCGCAUAAUCUUCAUGAUUCCAGUAUUUGCAACCAUUUCGUUCCUCUGCAUACAUUUCGAAGAAGCCGCAGCUUAUAUUUCCCCAAUCAAUGAACUCUACGAGGCCUUUGCAUUUGCCGCAUUCUUCCAGCUCUUGUAUGCCUACGCACUUGAAGAAACUCAUGCACAAUCUUUCUCUGGACAAGCAUCACAACUUCCCCCAAUUCGCAAAACUGCCAUCCAGAUCUUCCAAUUCCCAGCUAUCAUGUUCAUCGUAUUCCUCAUAGAAGAGAUCUCAGAGGCAAAGGGAACAUAUUGUGAGACGGAGAUUAAGAUUUACUUCACUAGGAUUUGGUGUGUAAUCCUUCGCAUAGGCGGUACCAUCAUUGCCAUCCUGGCACUUCUCCGCUUCUACAAAUCCACAAAGUCCCUAAUAGCGGCUCGCAAACCCCUCCACAAACUCAUGGCAUUCAAAGGAAUUGUGUUUUUGAACUUUCUGCAGUCCAUCGUCUUUGCAUUCCUCUCGUCGCGUCUUUCGCCGACCAAUAAACUUACCACUCGGGAUUUAACGGAUGGAAUUCCCAAUCUACUGAUUUCAUUAGAGAUGGUUAUCUGCUCGAUCUUAUUUCUGAAGUUCUAUGCCGUGGGCGAGUACGCCAAGGGAAGAGAGACUUUCCAGGGAGGUUUCAUGGGAAUUAAAGCAAUUGCCGGAGCAGCGAAUUUUAUUCCUUUCAUAGGGGAGAUGGUAAGGAUGGCGAUGGGAAAAGAAAACACAGAAAAGGGGGGAAAUAUAUGUAAGAAUACUUACUCCUCUUAUAAGGCCUCAUCUGUUUGA